AUGGGCUGUUCUGUGGUAGAAAGGAUACGGACAGAUGGCGACAAGGGCGUUAGAAAGGCUAUUCCCCCUUGCUGCCUUAAGGCUAUGGGUACCUGUCCCAGUGAAGCCAAAUGCCACGAGACCGUUGUCGCAGGGUGGUUUUCAGAAGGUCGUAUUUGGGCAUUAUGUGAUCAUUCAUAUUGAAUACAUUUAUAUUUCAGAGGUCAUUGUACAUGUUGUUUUUUCUUUGGUUAGAUAACUUUACUGAUCAUACUUAUCUAUGUUUACUAUUAUUGCAGAUAAGUCCUAUUAUCACAACCCCAUGUGGCCAGGUUUGUAUUUUUGCAGCUUCUUGUGACAGUGUUUGUCUAAGAAUAGUUCUUCUGAGAAAUGUUUCAAUUUCUUCUUCAUUCUUACUAGAGAAAAGGACUAUAGAAAUCAGUAAUGAGAGUAACUGGGUAAGCUUGAUAAAGAGACCAUGAGAUGUUGGAUGGUGGGUACAAGGAAUUAUUUUUGGAUUAUGGCCGCAGUUCAGCAGAGUGUUCGAUUUAUUCUGUAUUGCAUAAAUUGGUUAUUUAGUUCCCCUUUAUACUUUUUUUUUCGAGUUGGUAUUUUAAGCAGAUUUACAUGCAUGUGGGGAUACCAGCUUGACGCAUUCGUAUUUUUAUGAGUAGGUGAAGCUCAUUCUCUUAAGGUGGAGAGAAUUUUAUAUCGUGGAAAAUCAGAUUACCAAGAGAUUUUGGUUUUCGAGGUUAAUAAAGACCUCAACUGUGUUAUUCUUUAUUUAAAUAUACUUUUUUACCUUCUGAAAUCAUAUUCCUCAUCAGUUUUCCUAACAUAUUGCAUUUCUUUUUCCAGUCAUCUGGGUAUGGGAAGGUGCUUGCUCUUGAUGGUAUAGUACAACUGACAGAAAAAGAUGAAUGCGCGUACCAGGAAAUGAUAACCCACCUUCCUCUCUGCUCAAUUCCUUCACCGAAAAAUGUAAUUUUAUUUGUAUAGCAUUACCGAAUUUUAUUUAUUUAUUUUAUUGCUAAACUUAUUUCAUAUCAAUUAUUUUUUUCCCGUUGCUUGUGUCAUAUGACUGUUUCUAGCUCAUUUAUGCUUAGAUCUGCUGUGUUUUUCUUCUCCUCAAUUCAUACCAGAUGCUUUUUAUUCAUUAAUUUCUCAUGAAAAAGUUUGAUCUAAUAUCUAUGUGCUUUACUCUCCAUCAUCUGGAGCGUCUGUUAUGCUUAUGAAGAGAAAGCAUAUUCGAUCAUACGACUUUAAGUUUCAAUUUUAAUUUUGAUGGACGUUUCCAUUCCAUUUUAUGUUUUCAGUCUUAUUGGAGAUUGAGGCCUGCAAGUUCAGUGCUAGAUUCUACAUAUUGUUGACUGCACCUGUUGCGAAUUUAAAUUGAUCUGAGUGUCAUAAGUGAAUGCAGAAGAUAGCUCAUGGUGCCGGAAUUGUUCAACGAAUCAUAAUUUGUUUGUUCCAGUAAAUUGUUAUCCUGUCUCUUUCAAAUCACUAUGAUAUUAUUGGUGGCAGUAUCUAUUUGCAAUCCAAUGCGUGGGGAUGUCUAACUUGGGCUACAUUCACGUGGGAUUAUUGUCAACUGUUUUUUAUUUUGCUUAGCUCAGAGUCUUUUCAUGGUGUAUCUCUGGCCAUUGAAACUCUGGUUGUUGUGUCAGUCUUCAAUUUUAAUAUCAUAUUUACUGACAGCGAAUUUCACGUGGAAUAUUUUGUGCUUACAUAAUCAUACUAUCAAGAAUACAAAUAAUCCGAUGAGGAGGAUUCUGAAGAGGUUUUGCAAACAUGGUACUCUCACUCCUGUCGUUUAUGUUGUUGGUGGAACCUCUAAAUGCAGGUUUUGGUUAUAGGAGGUGGUGAUGGUGCAGUUCUUCGAGAAAUCUCUCGUCAUCUUUCUGUGGAAGUCAUUGAUAUUUGUGAAAUAGACCAAAUGGUGAUUGAUGUGAGUUUAAAGCUUUCUGUUUUCUCUGUUCUUCUAUCUACCUAAUUGGCUAUUGACUUCAUUUUUCUCUUGAUAGGUUUGCCGCAAAUUCUUUCCAAAUCUCUCUGUUGGUUUUGAAGAUCCUCGUGUCCAACUCCAUGUAGCUGAUGGUAUGUCACCUACGCAAUACCUUAUAAAUUUUCAUACUUGCACAGUUUCCUACUGUGGAUUUGCAAUCUCUUUGGAUGAUAGUUAAAAAUAGUGACAAAGUGAAAUAUAGUUCUUUGUCUGCUUCUUUGAGCCACAAUUCUGUAGGAUGCUUUAUCAGUUGCUAACUCUCAGUUAUCUUUUUUUGUUUGAUUUUGAUGGUGACUUCCAUGAAGCGGUUGAUUUUUUGAAAAAAGCACCAGCAGGGAAGUAUGAUGCCAUUAUCGUUGAUUCCUCAGAUCCAAUUGGUAUUAUACUUUAGUUCCAAUACAUGUUACUCUUUUGUAGACAUUUAAUUGAGUAUUUUGUAUGAUGAGACAGAAAACAGCAGCUGCAGCAACCUUCUUUACCUGCGUAUCAGUUUUGUCUAAGCUUGCAGUCAAACAUUCUCUAUAGCCUCUUUUAUUGUUUGGUUCGAUUUUGCCUGAGUUCUGUCGGAUUAUUAUCCUGUGCAUAAUCACACUCGUGCCUAAUUAAUUUUCGCUGAUCCCAAAAAUACGUGGCCUAAAUUCACCUAUUGAAGCUUGCCAGUUGCCAUCUGAAGCUUUCUGUAUAUGAUUUGAUAGUUGCUGGCUGAAUUGACUGCCCAAGUACCAGUUGCAUCUCAGCCACCUUCACUUUUUUUUAAGUCAUUGGUUGGUGUGAGUUGGCGAACCCUGUGUUAAAUGUCUCGGUGUAUUGUGCAUGGAAACUUCAAAUGACGAUUGACAGAGGCAUAAGAUCUCAGUGCUAUGAUUAUAUUACGUGUCUACGAAAAUUUUGAUCAUACUAAAAGCAUAUGUUCAAGACUAAUAUGACUCUCUUACGUGCUGAUAUCAGGGCCAGCUCAGGAGCUUGUUAAGAAGUCAUUUUUUGAGAUCGCUGCAAUGUCAUUGAGACCAGGUGGUGUGCUCUGCAAUCAGGCAGAGAGCAUGUGGCUCCAUACACAUCUUAUUCAAGACAUGCUAUCUACUUGUUGUGAAACUUUCAAGGGAUCUGUCCAUUUUGCUUGGACGAGUGUUCCUACAUAUCCUAGGUACAUAAACUUGAUUAGUUCUUUUUUCUCUCAUAUGAUGAUUGUACUCUGUUACGUAGAACAAGUCUUCUAUAUUAGGCUUUCCUUCUAUUUUACCUUUCUGUCCUCUUAUUAGAUGUAAUUUUCUUUUUUUUGUGUGUGUUUCCAUUAUUAGACCAUUCCAUAAUACUGGAAAGGUUCAUUAGAUGCCAAUAUAAAUACUGGCGUACUGCCUUGAGAAGGGCUAAGUCAGUUUUUUCCUUUCCUGCUUCUGUUGUAUCUCGUGACAUGGUAUUAGAGCUUUCUGUCUGAUCCUAUGUGAAGACCACUGACGGAAGAUCAACCAACCUUAGUGGGGACGAUGACUCGACGCUGUAGGCAGUGUCACCUGGUGACUUUCUUCCUAUCUGUAGUACUUGAAAUCAUGAGGUUUCUUGGUCGUAAGCAGACUAGUGGAUUCCUUGGAGAGUCACUACAUCAUCAUUUCUUGAUGGUGGCAGACGUCUAUGAAUAGACCAUCAUUGUUUCUUGACGGUGGUGGUCAUCUGCGAAUACACCAUCGUUGUUUCCUGACGGUGGUAGUCAUCCUCAAUUUCUUGAACAUAAAUUGUUAUUCGUACCACAUCAAAGAAUCUCUAUUUGAAAACUUUUUUAGCUAUUUGGUCACGGCUGCAGAACAUGGAGACAAAGGUCAGUGAAUCUUCCUCCUCUGGCCCAGGACAUUCAUUUGAAGUAAUUAAGGUAUGUUCAGACCUACCUAAAAUUGCUAAGAGAUUCUGAUUUGAUGAAAUCAAUUUGUUCUAAUGGGCAUCGUAUGUGGAACUUAUUCUACGUGGGAGGAAUUUGGAUCAUCAGCGGAUGCAAUCUUCAUCAAGUAUUGACAACCCGGGAUAUUCUUGGUGGAAAGAAGAAGCACUGAUUUAAUAUUAGAUGUUAUGUUACGCAGAACAAGUUUUUCUAUAUUAGGCUUUCAUUCUAUUUUCCUUUCUGUCCUAUUAUUAGACCUUUCUGUAAUACUGGAAAGGUUUAUUAGAUGUCAAUAUAAAUACUGGCGUAUUGCCCUGAGAAGGACUAAUUCAGUUUUUCCCUUUCCUGCUUCUGCUGUAUCUCGUAACAUGGUAUCAAAGCUUUCUCUCUGAUCCUGUGUGAAGACCGCUGACGGAAGAUCAACCAACCUUGGUGACGACGACGACUCCACGCUAUAGGGAGUGUCGUCUGGUGAUCUUCUUCCUGCAUAUAGUACCUAAAAUCGUGUGGUUUCUUAGUCAUAAGCAGAUCGGCGGAUUCCUUGGAGAGUCACUACACCAUCGUCGUUUCUUGAUGGCUUGAUCAAGUGCUGAUGUAAAAUUAAGGGCUAUGGCCCUUGGGAUUUGUGAAGGCAUUUGGAUAAAGAGUAUAUUAAAUGAGUUACAAAUACCCAUAGAAGGUUCGAUUGCCUUGUUCUGUGACAAUCAGCCCACAAUAAGUAUUGGACAUGAUCUUGUUCAGCAUAACAAGACCAAACAUACUGAAGUAGACAUACAUUUUAUUAAAGAGAAACUUGAAUCAAGUAUGUCUCAUCUACAAAUCAGUUGGCUGAUAUAUUAACUAAGAGCAUUUCUGUAAAUAUUGAUGAUAUCCACGCACCAGCGUGAGGGAGAGUGUUAUGCAAAACAAGUCUUCUAUAUUAGACUUUUCUUCUGUUUUGCCUUUCUGUCCUCUUAUUAGAUGUUUUUUUUUUGUGUUUUCAUUAUUAAACCUUUCUGUAAUACUGAAAAGGUUCAUUAGACGUCAAUAUAAAUAUUGAUGUACUGCCCUAAGAAGGGCUAAGUCAGUUUUUCCCUUUCCUACUUCCGCUGUAUCUCAUGACAUAUUCAAUAAUCUUUGUUCUUUGCAUUCCUAUAGAUCCCAAUCCCUCGUGUUGUAGUCAGCCUUGACCCAAAUGGCGUUAUCAGUGUAGAAUAUUUCUCAGCAUCAAUUAGUUUCUUUUUCAUAUUAUGUGGGCAUCAAUCCUCGUUCAAGAGUAAUUUUUGUGCACUGAUUUUGAUUGAGUUGCUGGGUAUACCACAGAUUUCCUGUAGUAGUUGCAAAAAAAAUUGUUCAUAGCAUUUGUUGCGCUAACAUGAUUAUAUAAUACAAUAAUUUUGGCUGGAUAUACAGUGGCACGAUUGGAUUUUUGUUGUGUUCAACAGAGGGUCCGCCCGUCAACUUCUUGGAUCCAGUUAAUCCAAUUGAAAAGCAGGAAGGGGCUCUCAAGUUCAGAAGGGAGCUGAGAUUCUACAACUCUGAGGUAUCUGCAACUUGUUCUAUCUAGUGGCGCAUUUCCCCUGGCUCGGCGAGCUGACUCAUUUUUUCUAUUAUAAUAUCUGAAGCCAUUCUCGUUCAAUUUCUUCUAGGUUUUGUUGUAUACAUGAUUUUAUCGUUUUCGGGCACCCAUUGUGAAAAGGAUUGACUUUGAGACGCCUCCCAUCGUUUACUGUUUAAUAUGAUUUUAACUGUUUGUGACGGGCAACGAACAGAUCUGUACGCUUCAUUUCUUAGAUUAUCUUCAACAUAAAUAGAGAUAGCACGUUUGAUUUUUUAUUUUUUUUUCAUGCUUGACACGGUUUGAACCAGAGACUAAAAACACCUGCUUUGAGCGAUGACCCAGACAGUAAUUCAUGGACAUUAGUUCUUCCCCAUGGGGAAAUUUACAUAAUCUUGAUCAUUUUACAGAUGCACAGGGCUGCUUUUGCUUUGCCGUCAUUUCUAAAGAAGGAACUCAGCACUGUGUAUAAUUCUCAGCUUCGGUACUGCUCCAGUUCAGUCUACGUAUUCGUCUUCUCUCCCCCCCAUCUCAUCUCAGUCCUUGAUUCUACCGCUCGUCAAAGACUGGUUUGGGCGUUCGGUUAA
Spirodela intermedia is the source of this 5978-nucleotide messenger RNA. The record is from the annotation of a GenBank genome assembly. NCBI's taxonomy places the organism in Eukaryota, Viridiplantae, Streptophyta, Magnoliopsida, Alismatales, Araceae.